Letharia columbiana is the source of this 243-nucleotide messenger RNA. RefSeq lists its product as uncharacterized. Bases 1 to 243 code for a protein of 80 amino acids. The record is from RefSeq and is a predicted model, not a curated record. Lineage: Eukaryota; Fungi; Ascomycota; Lecanoromycetes; Lecanorales; Parmeliaceae. The transcript has 2 exons.
AUGAGACAUGACCAGGUGGCUAUUGGAGAUGAUACGUAUGAGACUACAAUACUGCCAGCCUACAUGUCGUGCAAGGGAGAGGCAGUCAAAAAUCAUAGCCGUGUCAUUGAAGACGUCCGCGGCAAGCCUGUACAUUUUGCAUUCAGGCUCGAGCGAGGUACCGAGCCUGUGGGCGAAGAGAAUCGUUGCUAUUCGGCCCAUGCUCUCUUGGACCACAGAGAGGAGAAGGGCAGAUGUUGGUGA